AUGGCUUUAAUGUUCAAAAAUGCAAACGAGUUUUGCGAUGUGGUUUCAGUAGCGGCAUUUUGUCCUUUCGAUUCGACGCUUUUAUUAAUAGUAGAAAAUGUAGAGCAUUGGUUACCAGGAGCUAAAGUAUCUCAAGGUCAAGCUUGGGAGAAAGUUAUACGAAAAGAAAUAAAUGAGAUAUUUGGACAAUUACCUAAUGCCGAAAUAAAAAUUUUGAGAAUUUCGAAAUUAUUGAUAUCCAGACACACGUGUCCUUAUUUACUCCAUAUUGUUUUCCAAAUAUUUGUAGAUACACCGACUAAAAAUAAAGCCAAAAAUACUAUUGGAAAGUACCGAGGAAAAUGUCGUUGGGUAGGUUUACCGGAUAUAUCGAAAUUAAUGCAAACUCAUACUCUCCGAAGUCCCGAAUUGGUCGAACUGCUUUGUAUUAUAAAGAAGGAGCAAUUACCCAAUUAUUACAAUGCACCAGAAGAUAUAACGUUCAAUGAAACUCUAUUGGAAACUAACGACGAUAUUUUCGUUAUCGGGAAAAAUAAUACUUAUGCGCAAUUGGUCGAUGCUUCAGGUAUUGACCGGUUAGGUCAAGAGUUAAUUUUGAAAGAAUUUCUAUUGAUGACUUUCCCAGCGGCUUACUUGAACGUAAGGCAGUUUUCAAAGGUAAUGACGGACUUGGGAUGGGAAAAAGGCGCAACUCCAAGCUUAUUUCGGGCUGCCGAUUAUAACAAUAGAUACGGAAUAACUUUUAGAGAAUAUAUUUAUUUUUUGGCCGCCAUAGAUCCUAGUACAGCUCAUGGGGGCCCCGCCGCAGAGAUAAGAAGCCGAUAUAUGUUCAGAUAUUAUGAUAAAGAUAAUGACAAACUACUUAGAGCGGACGAUUUUAAGGGUUUAAUAACAGAUUUGAGGAAAGCUAAAAAGAGUCCAAUUGAUCCUGCUAGUGUUGUUAAGGAAGCUUCGGAAACAUACAACGAUGGUGGCGGACCUUUCAUUCCUAAAACCUCACAAUCGGUAAUGGCAGGAGGACAAGCUGCUCAAGAAAAUACAAGAGGAAAGAUCUCAACAGCAGCUCCAGCUGCACUUAAAACUGAUACUGAUUAUGAAGUAGCUCUACACGCUGUAAAAAUCCAAAGGAGUGGACAAGCACUUAAUAUUGACGAAAUGCGAUUGAUUCAAGACGCCGUAUCUGCGACAACUCUGAAACAACCACUCAACGAACAAGCCAGGAGAUUGUCGAUGGACAUAUUCAGCCAACGUUCAGUUUCGAAUGAAUUGUUGAAAUCGCUUAGAUAUUUAACCAGCAUCAAUAAAAUAAAAGAAGCUGCAUCGGUUUACUCUUGGGGUCAAUUAGAUUCGGCUACAGUAGGAAAAAAUUUGAUUAGCAUAUGUAAUCAAGUCAGGGAAAUAUUCCGGAGUGAAUCGAGAUUGUUGAAUUUACGAUCCCCUGUAUAUAUAAUGGGAGAUCUUCAUGGCAACGUCAACGAUUUACUUUAUUUUGAAAAAGUUUUAUGGCACAUCGGUCCCGGAUUAACGCCUUGUAAUUUGUUGUUUUUGGGAGAUUAUGUCGAUAGAGGACCUUAUAGUAUCGAGGUGAUUGCAUAUUUAUUCUCGUACAAGCUUCAGAGUCCGAAUAAAGUAAAUCUAUUGAGAGGAAAUCACGAAAUACGCGAAGUUCAAAAAAUGUUCACAUUUUACAAAGAAUGUUGCCUCAAAUUCGGCGAGAAAAUGGGACACGAAGUCUGGUCGGCUACGAAUAAUGCUUUCGAUACAAUGCCCAUUGCCGCCGUCAUAGAUGGCAAGAUUUUCUGUUGCCAUGGUGGUGUACCUCCGCCGUGGUUGUGUCCAGUUAUAUCUGCUAUUAACGAUAUACCGGUUCCUCUUAACCAACCUGAUGCGCAAAGUUCAUUAGCUUGGGAAAUAAUGUGGAAUGAUCCUGUUAAACCAAAAACGAUAAACGACAAAUUAGCUAUGGAGCUGUUAGCUAAUGAAGGAUUUGCUGUGAAUACAAGAAGAGGUACCGCGCAUAUCUUCAGUGUCGAAGCCUUAGAAAGAUUUUUGAAAGCCAAUCAAUUAACUCAUUUAGUUCGGGCGCACGAAGUUGCUCAAGCCGGUUUCCAGGUUCAGCAAAAAGGGAAAUUGGUAACGGUUUUUUCUUCUUCAAAAUAUUGUGGUGGGAAAAACGACGCGGCUUGCAUAAUGGCAGACGGAGGAAAGCUCAGAAUCCUCAGAUUAGAAACAACUUGA
Messenger RNA from Diorhabda sublineata, 2238 nucleotides. RefSeq lists its product as uncharacterized. The transcript is spliced from 14 exons. The coding region runs from base 1 to 2238 and encodes 745 amino acids. Gene Ontology annotation, cellular component: cytoplasm; nucleus. Gene Ontology annotation, molecular function: protein serine/threonine phosphatase activity; calcium ion binding. Lineage: Eukaryota; Metazoa; Arthropoda; Insecta; Coleoptera; Chrysomelidae. The record is from RefSeq and is a predicted model, not a curated record.